This is a messenger RNA of Corylus avellana, 681 nucleotides long. RefSeq lists its product as uncharacterized. The record is from RefSeq and is a predicted model, not a curated record. Lineage: Eukaryota; Viridiplantae; Streptophyta; Magnoliopsida; Fagales; Betulaceae.
AUGGUUGGAAAUUCUUCAAAUCCUACGCAUGGGCAGGAACAUGUGCAAGUAAUUGUCACACUGAGGUUUGAGAGACAAGUGGACAAUCAAGUGGUUCUACCAAAAGAGAACCCUAUUGUGCCGCAAGGCGCCUUACCUGAAAGAUUACAAGCGUCUAAGAAAGGAGGAAAAUUUGAGGACAUUCUGGAGGUAUUCAAGCAAGUCCAAAUCAAUAUCCCAUUUUUGGAUGCCAUCCAACAAGUGUCGUCAUAUAACAAGUUCUUGAAGGACUUGAUUAUUGUUAAGAGGAGGACGAAUGUCCCGAAGAAAGUGUGUAUGACCAAGCAGGUCAGCUCAAUCCUACAAUGUAAGCUACUCAUCAAGUACAAGGACCCCAGGUGUCCUACUAUCUCUUGCAUGAUAGGAAUUAGUCGGAUUGAGAAGGCUCUAUUGGAUCUUGAAGCAAGUGUGAAUCUCCUUCCUUAUUCUGUCUACCUGCAAUUAGGGUUAGGAGAAUUGAAGCCUACAUCCAUGAUGCUUCAAUUGGCUGACAGGUCGGUUAAGAUCCACAGGGGAAUCAUAGAGGAUGUAUUGAUUAAGGUGGAUAAGUUCUAUUUCUGUGUGAAUUUUAUUGGGCUGGAUACGAAGCUAAUUCAGAAUGUUGGGAUUCAAAUAUCGAUGAUUUUAGGGCAACCAUUUUAA